This is a messenger RNA of Anthostomella pinea, 555 nucleotides long. Lineage: Eukaryota; Fungi; Ascomycota; Sordariomycetes; Xylariales; Xylariaceae. The record is from the annotation of a GenBank genome assembly.
AUGGCCCCAAAUGUCCACGUCAUCAACGAUUAUUACCCCCAGGGUCUGCCGCCGCGGCCCCGGCCCACCGCCAGCUGGAAGGACAGGAACUGCCCAGGCUACUCCCCUUUCUACAAGGUCAACUGGGCGGCCUACAGCCUCAAGACGCGCAACAAGGAGGUGCUGGCCCGUCGGGGCUGCAUGUGGACGGCGCUCGCAGCGCGCACCGUCAUCGACGCGUCCUUCGUCGUGCGAGGCGCGUACGGCAGGAACGUCGCCGGCUGGGCCGUCGGCGCUCUCAUCGUCUUCAUCAUCUUCUUCUUCCUCGCGUGGUGUCUGGCGCAGAUCGGAGAGGUGCAAGGGGAGCGGAGGGUGCUCGGGACGUUGCUGGGACGCCGGCAUUUCGACUUCUUCCUGUUCGGCGCUGCGCUGGUCCCUAUCGCCUCGCUCAUCGGCUUCUUCACUGGCUUGGGGUGGCGCCCGAUGUUCAUUACCUGGCAUGGAAUGUGGCUGUUGAUAUUUGCAGCCGCUUGGAUCACGACUUGGGCUCCGGAGCGGGCAGACACGUACGUCUGA